AGAUAAAAUCCAUAGCUAUGAGCCGGAAUUGAGAUGUCUACUGUAUUGUUUACUUAUAUCUGAUAAUUAUCGGAUAAGUGUCAUUGAACAAUCACAUAAAAUUACAAAGGACAAAAUCAGACAGAGGUAUUUCCCUUGUAUUAGUGAUGACGGCUUGGAAGAUUUUCCUGAUGAAAUCACAGAAACACGUGACAGGGUGAGAACCUUUAUAUCAGAGGAGGACCGACAUGACGUCAUGUACGCCUUUGUUACGGAGUGUCUGGUGAAGGACAGUGAUCUGGAGUUUUUCCUGACCACGGCGUCACGUGACGUGAUAUAUGAAUAUUGCAGACACUGGGAUUAUAAGAGAGAUGAGGGAGAGAGAUGUCUGUAUAUACCGGACUGGCCGGGGGAGAUGUACGACCUCUUCAUAGACAAACUACAGCUGGAUAUCAUCACACACUGUACAAUGUCUGACAGGUGGAUUCAUUACAGGAUCAGUAAAUGUUUAGAAGUCCCUACUGAAGUACUAAAAUGGGACCAGAAGGCCAGAGAGAGGUAUGUGGAGUACGCUAGGAGAGGAACACAGACAGUCCACCACGCCCGGGGGAUGAUUGUAGGAUGUGCUGGGGCGGGCAAAACCACGCUACUUAAACGUCUGCUUGGUUGUAGUGAAGAAGAGAUUAAGAAAGUAAAGUCUACUGAGGGAUUGGAGGUGCAUGAGGAGAUAUUCGAUAUAUGUAAUGAAACAAAAUCAUUUAAAGCAAGAAGUAUCAACAAAGGCGAUUUAUAUGAGGAAAGAUCUGCUACCCAUAUGGACUCAAAGACCUUGACAUUCUUUGACUUUGGAGGACAGUGUGCGUACUACGCCUGUCACCAGAUUUACCUGACCAAGAGAGCUUUCUAUGUUGUGGUGGUGGACGCCUCUAAACGUCUUGACCAGAAGGUGGAUAAGGAAGUGUGUGAUCAAGAUGGAAGUGUGUUCUCUGAAUGGACAUAUGGAGACUAUUUUGUUUUCUGGAUAAAGUCUAUACACACCUACUGUGGACCUGACAAUGAAAAUGACGCAAAGCCUGUAGUUCUCAUUGUAGCAACUCACUGGGAAGAAGGAAACAAACAGUUUAAGGACAAAGAUGUCCUCAUGGAGAGCCUGCGACUUCAGUUUCCAAAAUCCUCAUAUUUACCACAGUACAUCAUAAAAGAUAACUGUUUUUGUACUCAGCUGUCUGUAUCGCUUGAAGAUUUAGAAAGACGCUUAUUCGACAUAGCCUCUCAACAGCAAUGGAAAGAAACUAUUCCAAAAGAAUGGUCUUUCUUUGAAAUAGAAAUAAGUCAGACAAAACAUUCAAAACGAAUUAUUAAAAUUUCUGAUAUUUUGACUAAAACACCAAAUAAUUCUUCUGAAUUAAACAGAAGUGCAACCAGAGAAUUGGAUGAAAAUAAAGAUAUGCUUAGAUACUUUCAUGAUGCUGGUAAAGUUCUUCAUUUUGAGGAAAAGGGUCUGACUGAAAGUGUAAUUAUCGAUGUUCAGUGGUUUGUUGAUUCCUUCAAACAUAUCAUCACAGACAAGUUACAUUUUGAAGGUAUCCCUGUGACCGGGAAGGACUGGGAGGAAUAUUAUAAAACUGGAAAUUUGAAAAACGAGUUACUCAUAGAGAUAUGGAAACAUAAGGACAGAGAGUUGUUUGAAAGGUUAAAGAAGGAAAACAAAAUAUACGAAAUUAGAUAUGGUUCAUUCAAGAGGGAUGAAAGAUAUCUAGAGCAUCAUGAAAAAUCACUUCUUAAUUUCAUGCAAAGACUUGGCUUGCUGGCAGUUGGAGAGAAGUCGCACUAUGUUCCAUGUAUGAACCGGAAAGAAAUGGAGGCAUCUAUUACAGAUUUGAUUCAAAGUUCAGAGAGUAAAACAUCUGUUCUCAUUUAUCAGUUUCCUUUUUUGCCUUUCUUCUUGUUUUACCGCCUUAUUGUCGCUUGUGUACAAGAUGGUUGGAUGGUACUUGAAACGGAUGGAACCUCAAGCCUUUACAGAAACGUAGCAUUGUUCUCAGUUCUUGACUAUCAUGUAAUUCUAUCCGUCACAGAAGAAUCUAUACAGCUUCAAGUCUUUCAUCCAAAUGAAGGCUGUAUCCUUGAGAGACAUAAAACAGAGAGGAUUCAAGAAAAAGUAGAAAAUAUAUUAAAUGAUUGUGCUUUAAAACGCCUCCGGCAACCAUGGUUUGUAAAAGGCUUUAGGUGCCGGAUGGAUAAUACUAAAGCCAUUGCCAUGGAUAUCACAGAUCAUUUCCUGUCCCAGGACAGAAUUUCAAAAGAUGUCGAAAAAAUCAUUUGUCCUUUGCAUUCCCUUAUUGAUAAGCAUUAUAUCAAUACAAAUGAAUUGACAAGGUAUUGGAAAUUGGAGAUGUAA
Messenger RNA from Saccostrea cuccullata (small rock oyster), 2380 nucleotides. Its product is annotated as probable serine/threonine-protein kinase roco4. Lineage: Eukaryota; Metazoa; Mollusca; Bivalvia; Ostreida; Ostreidae. Bases 236 to 2380 code for a protein of 714 amino acids. The transcript is spliced from 5 exons. The record is from RefSeq and is a predicted model, not a curated record.